AUGUCAACUAUUGGCCGAAUUACCAAUUCUAUUCUAUCUGGGGUGAACGAAAACAGCCUUUCCCUUGCCAUAUUAAACUUCGACUUCUCCCUCAUUCAAAUUCAAGCGCCAAAAGAGUAUGAGCCACUCGCAUCUGCUCUCUCGACCCAUCGUCGGCAAGAUGCAGAAGAAGGCCAACCACAUAGGACAGCCCGGAGACUAGGUGCUUUGUUUGAGGACAUUAUUCCAUCAAUUCCAAAGUUAAUCGACGCUUUUGGUAAAAGGGUUUCGCAGAUUGUGCAAACGCCAGGUAUCAAUCCCCGGGGUGAUUCCUCGCAUGGACCAUUCGAACGGUUUGUUGGCGCGGACGGAACAGCUCUCUGGGCUGCUGCUACCUCUGGAUAUUCUGCUCUUGGUGUAUACCUUCUUUCGUGCUUGCUUGCUCAAGCCUGGGACUCGAAAACAGCAACGGCGCUGUGGGUAGAGCUCGUUAAGCAACGACAGAAGGAAAUUCAGUCGGCAUACGAGAACAACCAUAAAGUCUCUAUGUAUACUCUAUUCAGUGCUCGCCAGGAGAUUUCAAGGGAUGAUCUAGCACGAUGGGACAACAGCGCUUGGUUAAGAAGUGCCAGAAGUGCCAAGGCCCUCCAAUGUAACCAACUCUUGCUGAUCAGCAAGAACCUGCAGCUUCCAAUAUUCACUACCACCUCUACUUACACAAGUUCCACUUACACAGACUCGAUAGUACUGGGAACAACACCCCCAACUCAUGUAUCAUUUCGAGAUGUACUCUUCCCACCAGGAGGAAUGUGUACUGUUCGCCAGGAAAGGAAGGCCACUGACUAUUCUGGGGGAAUCAAGUGGUCGUCAACGCUAUCGCAUCUACGAUACUACGGGACCCCGUAG
Molecule: messenger RNA, 885 nt
Organism: Penicillium angulare
Lineage: Eukaryota; Fungi; Ascomycota; Eurotiomycetes; Eurotiales; Aspergillaceae
Exons: 2
Coding region: 1-885 (294 amino acids)
Source: RefSeq, a predicted model, not a curated record